Molecule: messenger RNA, 3557 nt
Organism: Cercocebus atys (sooty mangabey)
Lineage: Eukaryota; Metazoa; Chordata; Mammalia; Primates; Cercopithecidae
Gene: LMX1A
Product: LIM homeobox transcription factor 1, alpha
Exons: 9
Coding region: 384-1532 (382 amino acids)
Biological process (GO): regulation of transcription by RNA polymerase II; neuron differentiation
Cellular component (GO): nucleus
Molecular function (GO): RNA polymerase II transcription regulatory region sequence-specific DNA binding; DNA-binding transcription factor activity, RNA polymerase II-specific
Source: RefSeq, a predicted model, not a curated record
AGAAGCUGCAGGAUCCGCCCCGGCGAAGCAGAGCCGACUCGCACCCAGGACCCUGGGCCUCUGCUUUCCCUCCUAGCCUCGGAGAAGCAACCGGCCCUCUCCUCCUGCUGAGGAGCGACGCGGGCUGGUAGGACGUCCCAGGAAGGCCGGCAGCUCGCGACCGCGUCCCGGCCCUGCCCGGGCGCGCCGAGGAGCAGAGCCAGGGGCCGGCAUUCGCUCCGGCUCCCUCCCCGGCGCUCCGGAGCCGAGGGCGGCUCCUGCGGCUGCAGUCUCGGGGGCGACGCCUUCCCGGGCCGAAGCUUCCAGCAGCGCUCCGCAACUUCUCUCUGCUCCAGUCACUGGGAGAGAGCUCGCCUACCAGGUCCUCCUGGCCCGGCCCGAACAUGCUGGACGGCCUAAAGAUGGAGGAGAACUUCCAAAGCGCGAUCGACACCUCAGCCUCCUUCUCCUCGCUGCUGGGCAGAGCGGUGAGCCCCAAGUCUGUCUGCGAGGGCUGUCAGCGGGUCAUCUUGGACAGGUUUCUGCUGCGGCUCAACGACAGCUUCUGGCAUGAGCAGUGUGUGCAGUGCGCCUCCUGCAAAGAGCCCCUGGAGACCACCUGCUUCUACCGGGACAAGAAGCUCUACUGCAAGUAUGACUACGAGAAGCUGUUUGCUGUUAAAUGUGGGGGCUGCUUCGAGGCCAUCGCUCCCAAUGAGUUUGUUAUGCGGGCCCAGAAGAGUGUAUACCACCUGAGCUGCUUCUGCUGCUGUGUCUGCGAGCGACAGCUUCAGAAGGGUGACGAGUUUGUUCUGAAGGAGGGGCAGCUGCUCUGCAAAGGGGACUAUGAGAAGGAGCGAGAGCUGCUCAGCCUGGUGAGCCCAGCAGCCUCAGACUCAGGUAAAAGUGAUGAUGAAGAAAGUCUUUGCAAGUCAGCCCAUGGGGCAGGGAAAGGAACUGCUGAGGAAGGCAAGGACCAUAAGCGCCCCAAACGUCCGAGAACCAUCUUGACAACUCAACAGAGGCGAGCAUUCAAGGCCUCAUUUGAAGUAUCCUCCAAGCCCUGCAGGAAGGUGAGAGAGACUCUGGCUGCAGAGACAGGACUGAGUGUUCGUGUUGUCCAGGUGUGGUUCCAGAACCAGAGAGCGAAGAUGAAGAAGCUGGCCAGGCGACAGCAGCAGCAGCAGCAAGAUCAGCAAAACACCCAGAGGCUGAGCUCUGCUCAGACAAAUGGUGGUGGGAGUGCUGGGAUGGAAGGAAUCAUGAACCCCUACACAGCUCUGCCCACCCCACAGCAGCUCCUGGCCAUCGAGCAGAGUGUCUACAGCUCAGAUCCCUUCCGACAGGGUCUCACCCCACCCCAGAUGCCUGGAGACCACAUGCACCCUUAUGGUGCUGAGCCCCUUUUCCACGAUCUGGAUAGCGAUGACACCUCCCUCAGUAACCUGGGUGACUGUUUCCUAGCAACCUCAGAAGCUGGGCCUCUGCAGUCCAGAGUGGGAAACCCCAUUGACCACCUGUACUCCAUGCAGAAUUCUUACUUCACCUCUUGAGUCUUCCCCUAGAGUCCUGUGACUAGGCUCCCAUAUGGAACAACCAUAUUCUGUGAGGGGUCACUGGCUUUGGGACAGGGAGGCCAGGGAAGAGGUGGGUUGGGGAGGGAGUUUUGUUGGGGAUGCUGUUGUAUAAUGAUAUGGUGUAGCUCAGCAUUUCCAAAGACUGAAUACAUUAUGGAUUGCAUAGUUUAAUGUUUCUAAUAAGAGUCUUAGCAUUAGAUAUGAAGAUAUGAAGACGUGUUUAUCAUUAAGGACAGGGACUUUUAAUAUAGACAUUCUCAUGCAAACUAGAUACUUAGGGACUCCUAACAACUUCCCACCGUGUCGGGGAAGCUCUUGUCAAGAGGUGCAUAUGUCUAUCCAUCUACUCACCCAUAGACAGAAGGACAGACAGAUAGAUGUGUGUGUGAGUGUGUAACCUUUCAUAUUUUACCCUCAAAGUUUAUUCCUAAUUAACAGACACCAACUGUACAGCAAAAGUAACUUUAUUUUCAGUGUGAACUAUAUUUAAGGAAAUGCUUGAUGCACUUAAGUUAUAAAAUGAGAUAAUUUACUUUUAUAAACUUUAUUUUUAGUUUGACGAGACUUGUCAGCAGGGCAGAGAGGGCUGCUCCACCUAGCCCCAUAGCUUUGAGUGCUUGGGUUCAUUCUGUUUGCAGAGUGUCUUUCAGGUCUGGAAAGCAAUUCCGUGUGGCUGACGGUGUUCUCUCUUGCAUUCUUGCUCUCUUUGGGGUUGAAUCACUGGGCAGGGGUGGGACAGCAUAAUCCCUGAUCAUGUUCUGAGAAAAUGUAAAGCCCAGACUCCUGGGCUUUCUUUUAAAUUCUGACACGUGGUUGUUGGGCAGUGCUCGGAAGGUUGGCUCAGCUCUUGAGCUUCAGCAUCUGCAAGUGUGGAUGAGGCUAAUAGUAGGUACCUACCUCACUGGGAAACACCAAGGCUUAAUUCAUUCCCAGGACACAUGAGCAGGGCUGAGACUAAUAUCUGAUAUUUGUUUAAGAUACAACCAGGGCACUCACUUGGCAAAGGAGGGUACAUAGGGUUGCAGAGCAGGAGGGCUCCCGAACUCCCGAGGGCAGUUUUGCCUGCUGAAGUCCCUCUGCAAAGCCUGUGCUGGAGGAGACACCAGCUCAGAGCAGCUCAGAGGGAUCCCAGAGUCCCGGAGUGGGGAGGAGGUGAAGGCUGAGGGGAUAGAAGAGGGCCUGGGGGUGUUCUAGAGCAGGGGUGGGCAAACUGCUGCCUGCAGGCCUGCUUUCUAUGGCUUGCCAGCCAAGAAUGGUUUUUACUUUUUUUUUUUUUUGAGGUCAUUAAAAAAAAAGGAGAAGAAGAAUAUAUAACAGGCUGUCUGUGGCCUGGAAAGCCUGAAAUAUUUGCUAUCUGUAUUGUCUGGCCCUUACAGAAAAAGUUUGGGGCCCUUUGUUUUAGAGGGUCUGUUUCUAAAGAACCUCAUGGAGCUCAUAGAGGCAGAAGGGUCCAGUGGAAACCCUUGGCUCUUCCUUCCAACUCACCCUUCUGAUCCUCAGCACAGAAGACCCAACAGCCAUUGUACAUGGAGACAGUUCCACACCCUGGUCUCCAGUUGUGGUGCUAGGAUGGGAUCGUUCUGUGCUAGGAAGCCUCCUGGGAAACCAGAAUGAGUUGGUGGGGAAGACAGAAGGUCACUGUGGACCUAUCCGGGGGGGGCCGGGACAGGCUUGGCCUCACUUCUGGGGACAUCAUUGGAGACUUGAACACAGAGACACGUCCCUAUCACUCUGGCAAGGCCAGAGGGAACAUGUCCCCUUAUGGUAGCGUCUAUGUCGUGUGAUUUUUUGUGCUCUUGUUUAUAAUUUAUGCAAACCACCAAGAAACCCAAACCAGUCUGAUGAGUGAAAAUUAUGCAGAUGCUGUAUGGCCCCACAGGUUUCUGUGGUAAAGACCAGUUGGAGAAUGUAGCAGAUACUAUGUGAGUGAAAAUGAAUAGAGAUCCUUAUUCCACUCCUUAAUGGCAUACCAAGAUGAAAUUAAAAAUCUCUUACAAAUGA